GCGCUUGAGCGUUGAAGCCUUUGCGCAUGGCCUGGCAGGACGCAAAAUGCUGAAAACAACUGCGCAGUACUGACAGACAACACGCCUGAAUCGAACGAGCAUCUGUGCGGCAGCGAUCAUGGAUGCAGCUGGUGGCACUGCACCCUCUCCAGCCUCUCCAGCACGAGCAGGAGCCGCAUCGAUGCAGCAGGCGCCACCCGUGGCUGCAAGCGACGCGCCGCCAGCGCAAGCGACGGCCUCGUCGCCGGCGCCGCAAGCACUCCCACCGACGGCGCCGACGGCGCCGCGCGCGCGACCGAUGGACGCCACGGCACGUCCAGGCUCCCUGGAGCGCUACUAUUCUACUGUAAACACAAGGGACACCGUCGUCUGCUGCGCGCCCAACAAGGUUUGUGUUGUGUACGUGCGCCCGGACCACGACUGCUUCGGCGACGGUCGGAAAGUCGCUUCCAUAACCUUCGCCGACCGCCUCGCGUCGGCGCAGAUCUCGGGGAAGCGCAAGCGCGGCGCGGCCGAGGUCGCGCCCGACGAGAAGGUUUUGACCAUAAAAUGCGACGACGGCGCCCAAUUUGCUUUACGGCCGGGCGUGCGCGGCCGCGUCCUCGAGCUCGGGGCGCGCUUGACUCAUUCUGACUUGUUGACGCGCGCGGGUUAUGUCCUUAUCCUCCAGAGCUCGGCGAAGGAGGUCGCGCGGUUAGUUGGAGAGGAGGCGCCUCGGUAG
Pelagomonas calceolata is the source of this 721-nucleotide messenger RNA. The record is from the annotation of a GenBank genome assembly. Lineage: Eukaryota; Pelagophyceae; Pelagomonadales; Pelagomonadaceae.